GGGAGGCAGGCGGGAGGGGAGGGGAGGGGAAGGACCGAGAAGCAGGGGCUGGCUCGCCUUGAGGAGGAGCCGAGGCGCCCCCAGCCCCCGUGCCUUGCCUUUGCCCACCCUCCGGAACCAGGAGGCCUCGCAGCCGGGGCAGGGGGGGCUGGGUGUGUGUGUGUGUGUGUGUCUGGGGGGGGGUCCUUGGGUGGAUGCGUCUUGUGCGGCGCCUUUCUCUGAUAGCGACGCCCCGAGGGGGGAGCCAGCCCUGCCUCCUUGCCUCCAUCGCCGGGAAGGAGAGGGCCACCGCCUGGCCUGCGGGGGCUCCGGGCCGGGGCCGAGGAGGAUGGCUUAGGGCCCCUGGAUGGAGGAAGCCCCGAGGAGAGCACCCAGCAAGGCCAGCUAUUGCUUCCCACACUCUGGGAUGACCAGAGUGGCUCCCAGUUGCUGACAGUUCCAGCAUCACGUGCAGCAUGGCCCGGCUCAUCCAUGCCCUCUGGAGUCUCUGCAUCACCACCGUCCUUGUCACUUCAGCCACACAAGCAGGUCUAAGCCGUGCUGGCUUACCCUUUGGUCUGGUUCGUCGGGAACUGGCAUGUGAGGGCUAUCCUAUUGAGCUGCGCUGCCCAGGCAGUGAUGUCAUCAUGGUGGAAAAUGCCAACUAUGGGCGCACUGAUGACAAGAUCUGUGAUGCUGACCCCUUCCAGAUGGAGAACGUGCAGUGCUACCUUCCAGACGCCUUCAAAAUCAUGUCCCAAAGGUGCAAUAAUCGGACACAAUGUGUCGUGGUGGCUGGUUCAGAUGCUUUCCCAGACCCAUGCCCUGGCACCUACAAGUACCUGGAGGUCCAGUAUGACUGUGUUCCCUACAAAGUGGAACAGAAAGUAUUCGUUUGCCCGGGGACACUGCACAAGAUCCUGGAACCUACCUCAGCUCAUGAAUCAGAGCACCAGUCUGGAGCCUGGUGCAAGGACCCACUUCAAGCUGGGGACCGUAUAUACGUCAUGCCAUGGAUCCCUUACCGGACAGACACACUUACAGAGUAUGCAUCAUGGGAGGACUAUGUGGGUGCCCGACACACCACCACAUAUCGCCUACCCAACAGGGUUGAUGGCACAGGCUUUGUGGUGUAUGAUGGAGCAGUCUUCUACAACAAGGAACGGACACGCAACAUUAUCAAAUAUGAUUUGCGAACACGCAUUAAAAGUGGAGAGACGGUCAUCAACACGGCUAAUUAUCAUGACACCUCACCCUACCGUUGGGGUGGCAAGACUGACAUUGACCUGGCUGUGGAUGAAAAUGGACUAUGGGUCAUCUAUGCCACUGAAGGCAACAAUGGACGGUUAGUGGUGAGCCAGCUCAAUCCCUACACGCUACGUUUUGAGAACACGUGGGAGACUGGAUAUGACAAACGCUCAGCAUCCAAUGCCUUCAUGGUGUGUGGGGUGCUCUAUGUGGUCCGGACAGUCUAUGUGGAUGAUGACAGUGAGGCAGCUGGUAACCGUGUUGACUAUGCCUUCAACACUAACAUGAACCGUGAGGAACCCAUCUCAUUGACGUUCCCAAACCCCUACCAGUUCAUCUCCUCCAUUGACUACAAUCCACGUGACAACCAACUUUAUGUAUGGAACAACUACUUCGUCCUGCGAUACUCCCUCGAGUUUGGCCCACCUGAUCCUAGCACUGGUCCUGUCACCUCGACACCACUCAGCACUACAACCACCAUCCGUCCCACCACAAUCACAAGCACAAUUUCAUCUGCUGCAACAACAACAACACGACAGGCUCCACUCACCACCCAUCCCAUUGGUGCUAUAAAUCAGAAGGGCACAGAGCUGCAUCCAGUCACAGCCAUUAUGCCCAGCACUCGCCGUCCACCAGCAAAUAAUCAGCAUCUCUCUCCGGAACUCUUCUGUGAGGCUAAAGAGGUGCGACGUGUCCAGUGGCCAGCCACACAGCAAGGCAUGCUGGUUGAAAGACCUUGCCCUAAGGGCACACGAGGCAUUGCGUCCUUCCAGUGUCUUGCAACUCUUGGAAUCUGGAACCCACGGGGGCCUGAUCUCAGUAACUGCACAAGUCCUUGGGUGAACCAGGUGGCGCAGAAGAUCAAGAGUGGAGAGAAUGCAGCCAACAUUGCCAGUGAGCUUGCACGCCACACACGUGGUGCCAUCUAUGCUGGAGAUGUCAGCUCCUCUGUCAAACUGAUGGAGCAGCUCCUGGACAUUCUGGAUGCACAGCUUCAAGCACUGCGCCCCAUUGAGAGAGAGUCAGCUGGCAAGAAUUAUAACAAGAUGCACAAAAGAGAAAGGACAUGCAAGGAUUACAUUAAGGCUGUGGUUGAAACGGUGGACAACCUGCUGCGACCGGAGGCACUGGAGUCCUGGAAAGACAUGAAUGCCACAGAGCAAGUGCAUACAGCCACCAUGCUGCUUGACAUUCUGGAGGAAGGAGCCUUCUUACUGGCUGACAAUGUCAAAGAGCCAGCCCGUUUUGUCACUGCCAAGAAUAAUGUGGUGUUGGAGGUCUCUGUGUUGAAUACAGAGGGGCAGGUGCCAGAUAUUGUGUUCCCACAUGAGUACACUACCAGAAAUUCCAUUCAGCUGUCAGCUAACACAAUCAAGCAAAACAGCCGUAACGGGGUGGUCAAGGUUGUUUUCAUCCUCUACAACAAUCUGGGAUUUUUUCUCUCUACUGAGAAUGCUACCAUCAAACUAGGUAGUGAGGUUGGCUCACUUAGUCCUUCUCUUGUUGUCAACUCACAAGUUAUUGCUGCCUCCAUCAACAAGGAGUCCAGCCGCGUCUUCCUGAUGGAUCCUGUCAUCUUCACCCUGUCCCACUUGGAGGACAAGAACCAUUUCAAUGCCAAUUGCUCUUUCUGGAACUACUCAGAGCGCUCCAUGAUGGGUUACUGGUCCACACAGGGUUGCCGGCUGGUAGAGACCAACAAGACCCACACCACUUGUGCAUGCAGCCACCUCACCAACUUCGCUGUGCUCAUGGCACACCGUGAAAUUUACCAGGGCCGCAUCAAUGAGCUACUGCUGUCAGUCAUCACAUGGGUGGGUAUUGUGAUUUCUCUCGUCUGCUUGGCCAUUUGCAUCUCUACCUUCUGCUUCCUGCGUGGGCUGCAGACUGACCGAAACACCAUCCACAAAAAUCUCUGCAUCAAUCUCUUCAUCACUGAGCUCCUCUUUCUCAUCGGCAUUGAUAAGACACAGUACGAGAUUGCCUGCCCCAUCUUUGCCGGACUGUUGCACUACUUCUUUCUGGCAGCCUUUUCCUGGAUGUGCCUGGAAGCCAUCCAUCUUUACCUCAUGCUGGUUGAGGUCUUUGAAAGUGAAUACUCCCGCAAGAAAUACUACUACUUGGGAGGCUACUGCUUUCCUGCCCUAGUUGUGGGUAUUGCUGCUGCCAUUGACUACCGCAGCUAUGGCACUGAGAAAGUAUGCUGGCUUCGGGUUGACAACUACUUCAUCUGGAGCUUCAUUGGACCCGUCUCUUUUGUCAUUGUUAUCAACCUGGUGUUCCUCAUGAUCACUCUGCACAAGAUGAUCCGCAACACAUCUGUCCUCAAGCCUGACUCUAGCCGACUCGACAACAUCAAGUCUUGGGCACUCGGAGCCAUCACUCUCCUUUUUCUUCUGGGCCUCACCUGGGCAUUUGGCCUCCUCUUCAUCAACAAGGAGUCUAUUGUCAUGGCCUACCUUUUCACCACCUUCAAUGCUUUCCAGGGCAUGUUCAUCUUCGUAUUUCAUUGUGCACUGCAGAAAAAAGUUCAUCGGGAAUUCAGCAAAUGCCUGCGUCAUGCAUCCUGCUGCCUACGGAGCCCACCAGGGGCCACUCUAGGUUCCCUCAAGACCUCAGCUAUCCGCAGCAACAACCGUUACUACACUGGGACGCAGAGCCGAAUCCGGAGAAUGUGGAAUGAUACUGUAAGGAAACAGACUGAGUCCAGCUUCAUGGCAGGUGAUCUCAACAGCACUCCCACCCUUAACAGAGGUACAAUGGGGAACCACUUGCUGACUAACCCCGUGCUGCAGACACGGGGCGGGACCAGUCCCUACAACACACUUAUUGCUGAAUCUGUGGGCUUCAACCCUGCCUCACCUCCUGUCUUCAACUCCCCGGGGAGCUUCCGAGAGUCCAAGCACCCCCUGAACAACAGCCGAGACGCCUGUGGCAUGGACACCCUCCCGCUCAAUGGCAACUUCAAUAACAGCUACUCGCUCCGCAGUGGUGAUUUCCCGGCUGAUGGCACCAAGAUGGCUGAUUGCCGACGCAACCUGAGUGACGCUGCCGCCUUUGAAAAAAUGAUAAUCUCUGAGUUGGUGCAUAACAACUUGAGGGGGGGAGGCAGUGGUGUGGUCAAGGGAGGUGGGGGUUCCACUGAGGCCUCCAACCCCCCCGGGCCACCUCCCCCUCCCAAUGUAGGAGCAGGGGGAGGGGGUACCAACAGCGAGGAUGAUGCCAUUGUGCCUGACGCCCCUUCCUUGACCCAUGAGGAGAACAUGGAAAUUGAACUUAUGUAUAAGGCCUUAGAGGAGCCGCUCUUGCUUCAGAGGGCACAAUCCAUCCUCUAUCAGAGCGACCUGGAGGAGUCAGAGAGCUGCACAGCCGACCUGACAGAAGGAGGUGAUGGCCAAGCCCCUUCCCCCAACAGGGACUCUUUAUACACCAGUAUGACCAACCUGAGGGACUCCCCAUACCCGGACAGCAGCCCCGAGGCAGUUGGGGAAGUGCUUCCUCAUGCCCAAGCCAUCAAUGAAAUCUACUACACCAACCGGCCAGCCUUGGUGCCACGCAACCAGCUCCAGGCCUACUACCAAGUCCGAAGACCCAGCAACGAUGGCUAUUUGGUCCCAGGAAGCUUAGAAAACCCAGCAGUGGAGGGAGAUGGCCAAAUGCAGCUGGUGACCAGCCUUUGAGGGGCUGAAAAGGAACUGAGGGACCACCCCCCC
Messenger RNA from Sceloporus undulatus (fence lizard), 4940 nucleotides. RefSeq names its product adhesion G protein-coupled receptor L1 (gene ADGRL1). Gene Ontology annotation, biological process: heterophilic cell-cell adhesion; cell surface receptor signaling pathway; adenylate cyclase-activating G protein-coupled receptor signaling pathway. NCBI's taxonomy places the organism in Eukaryota, Metazoa, Chordata, Lepidosauria, Squamata, Phrynosomatidae. Gene Ontology annotation, cellular component: axon; postsynaptic density; presynaptic membrane. Gene Ontology annotation, molecular function: G protein-coupled receptor activity; latrotoxin receptor activity; carbohydrate binding. The record is from RefSeq and is a predicted model, not a curated record.